AUCCUUUCAAAAGCUUUCCUCAAGUGCUUAAAUGUUCUUCCUUCUCCAUGGAUUUGACAACAACAUCAUCUAUAUAAAUCUCCAUGAAGUGGCCAAUCAUGUCAUGGAAAAUUGCAUUCAUGGCCUACUAGUGCAAAAAGGGGAAAUUCAAGAAGGAAAUGGGAAAGGAAACUCGAGAAAGGACUCAAUUGAAGAAAUCAAAAGGUGGAGGGGGGGAAAUAAAGAAAUUGGAUCUGGAAACUUCUUCCCCAAUCCCACACACCCGAACCUUGCCCUGCUCCACGCCCCUUUGCUCGCCUGCGCCCCUGCACUGCCGCCCCCCCCACACACCGCGAACCAGCCCUGCUCAACGCCCCCUGCUCUGCACCGAUCCUGCUCCACGCCCCCUGCUCUGCACCGAUCCUGCUCCACGCCCUCGCCUGCACCAACCCUGCUGCCGCCAACCUGCGCCUCUGCCAUCAUUGGCCAUCAUGCUCCUACACCCCCCUUGUGCAUGCCUACGUUCCCUUGCCCUUGCACGCCUGCACCCUCCUCUGCGCCCCCUGUUGCUGCACGCCUGCGCCUCUACCGCUGCACCGUUGCUUGCACGCCUGCACUCUGUGCCAGCAUCAUGACCCUGCACCGAGCCUUGCUGCACCCCUGCUGCUCUGCCUCUGCACGCUACAGCAGCUCCAGACAAAUUAGCAUUAUUAUUGAUUGACAGAGCAAGGCUUUUUUAUUAUUGUUAUCUUUAUUUUUAUCAUUUAUUCGGGUAUAUAUAUAGAGAUAAAUCAGAUUGAAAAGGGGGGUUCUUUGGUUGAUUUCUGGAUCUGAUUUUUGAACUCUCGUCUGGGUUUUCGAAGAGUAGAAAAGGGAGAGUUUUUUUGGAGUUUGAUUUUGGGGACUUUGCUGGUUGAUUUUCGGGUUCCUUUUGGAGCUGAGAGGGGUCUUUUGUUUGGUGGUUCUGGUGUUGACGGUUGAGGAGUCUUUUUUUUUUUGUUUUUUUUUUUUGUGGUUCUGGUGUUGCCGGCGGAGGAAAGGAAAAGUUUUCUGUUGAAAGAGGGCUCGGUUUUUGUACCGGAGGUUAACGGUGACUGAAAAAAGGGCUUAUUUGCUGUGUCUGCUCUGUUUAGGUAAAUUUUUAAGCAGAGGGGUCUUCUGGGAACGGUGGUGAAGGGGACGACGAGAGCCUGGUCCCGUGGGUGGGAUCCCUCUCAUCAGAUCCGGAUCUAUCUUCCUAGAAAAAUUCCGUCGUGGGUGUCUCUGUAUUUUCUUAGAUUCAAUGUUUAAGUUUGUAUACAUUUACUGAAAAAAUGAAUGAAAAAUCAAAAAAAAA
Messenger RNA from Rubroshorea leprosula, 1315 nucleotides. The record is from the annotation of a GenBank genome assembly. NCBI's taxonomy places the organism in Eukaryota, Viridiplantae, Streptophyta, Magnoliopsida, Malvales, Dipterocarpaceae.